Messenger RNA from Stylonychia lemnae, 294 nucleotides. The record is from the annotation of a GenBank genome assembly. NCBI's taxonomy places the organism in Eukaryota, Ciliophora, Spirotrichea, Sporadotrichida, Oxytrichidae.
AUGAAUAGGACGUCACAUGAUGCUUAUAUGACUGUGAUGCUCUUUAUCAAAAUGCAGCUUAUGUACAAUAAAGAAGAAGAAUUCGAUUAAUUUAUGCCUAAUAUGACCACUCAGGAAAAGAAAUAUAUUAUGACAAACUUGGACUACUACAAGAAAUUGGGUAUAUCUUCAAUGACUUUCAGCAAUUCAACAAGUGGUGGAGCAUUGUUCAUACUCGUAACCAUUACUUUAAAUUCAGGUAAAAUUCAGUUUCAAAAUAAUAAUCUGUAGUUUAUGGCAUUAAACUAUGAAUGA